AUGAGCGUGCGAUCGAAGUCCGCGUCAGUCAUCAAAGGCAGUUACGUUAUUCUUAAAAGCAGCAUCGGCCUCACCGGCAGCCUCGGCGCCGCGCUCGGUCGCAACGGCUGCGGCGGCGCGCUCGGCCAACCCUGGCGUCCGCCCUCGCCGCAAGCGACCCAACCGCUGUCGCUGCUGAUCCCACCGCUAGCGGCGGGCUCCGGCGCACCCACUCUCGCAAAGGGGGCGAUCAGCCCCAGCCGGGCGUCCCCCUACCUGGAAGCUGCCGCCCAGGCGGCCGCCUGCGCGCUCGCACCGCUCGACCCGUCGCGCGGCGGCGGCAGCGCCGGGGCCGGCGGCCGCGCGUCGUGGGGCCUGCGGGGCGCCACAGCGGUGUCGUCUGCGAAUGCAGCGGGCGGCGCGGCGCAGGGGACGGCGGGGCCCGGCAGGCGCGUCCGCUGGGAUUACUCAUCGAACUCAGACCAAGAGCCGGCCUUCGAAGCUGAGCUGGCGGCGUGGCAGGAGCGUGUGGAUGCAGGAGAGUUCUCUCUGCGCCCUGUCAGCGCUCUGAGUGGCCUGGGCGGUGGGCCCGACGGCAGGGCGGGCCCCGGCCCUGCAGCCCUGCGCCCGCUCAGCGCGGCGGCCGCGGCCGCGGCGGCGACGGCCCGGCCGGAGACUUUCAGCAGCGGCGCGCUCGCUGCGGGCGGCCGCGGCGCGGCGCGGCGGCCGGUCGCGUUCAGCGGGGGCGACGCGCCGGCGCUUGACGCGCUGGAGGCGCUGCUGCUGCGCUGCGUGGUGCAGAAGCCCCGCCUGACGGUGCUGCAGCUCGCAGCUGCGACGCAGGCGCUGCGCGCGCUCGACGCCGCCCCCCAGCUCGCGGCGGCGGCGCUGCUGCUGCGAGGCGGGUUCUGGACGGCGGCGGCGGGGCUGAGCUACGGCGGGGACUGGCGGCUGGUGGGGGAGGUGCUUGGGGAGAUGACGUCACUCCUAAGGGCGGGGCUAGCGCUGGGCGAUGACCACCAGGCCGCCGCCGAGUCGUGGCGGUGGCACCCGCGGGACAGGGACCUCUUUGCCCGCAGCUUCCGCGCCCACGGCAUGGCCCAGGCCCUGUCAGCGCUGCGCCGCGGCAUCUGCCUUUCGCGCGCGCCCCGCGCCAAGGCCGCCGCCGCGCUGGCUCAGGCGGAGCGCGGGCUGCUGCUGCGGGUGGUGGAGUCGUACCACGAGCGCGUGUGCGCGGCGGUGGGCGCGGAGGCGGGGGCAGAGGCGGCGGCGGGGCCGGAGGAAGGCGCGCCAGAGGGGCCCGCAGCAGGAGGGGUAAUGUUUGGCUCGACGGACGGCGAGGGAUUGAGCGGCGCAUGUGCGGCCGAGCCGCACGAAGCCAGCAGUGUGGCGGUGCGCAUUGACGAUGGCAUUGCAGCUGUGGGGCCAGCUGCCAAGAAGAGCGUGGUGGCCACGUCAGCCAGCUAUUUGCCCUCCAUCAGCUGCGGGCCCCCCCUUUGCAGCGGCAAGGGCAGUGGCAGCAGUGGCAGCAGUGGCGGCAGUGGCGGCAGUGGCGGCAGCGGUGGCAGCGGCGGCGGCAAGGGCGGCGGCAGGGUGGCGGCGGUGGCGGCCGUGGCAGCAGCGGCGGAGGCGGAGACGGAGGCGACGGAGGCCGCAAGGACGGCGGAUGCGGCUGAGCCGGCGGUGCCACCGGCGCCGCAAGAGCCGGCGCAAGCUUCAGGGCAGCAGCAGCAGCAGCAGCAGCAGCAGCAGCAGCAGCAGCAGCAGCAGCAGCAGCAGCAGCAGCAGCAGCAGCAGCAGCAGCAGCAGCAACAGCACGCAGGGGUGGAGCAUGCGCUCUGCCUGCAGCCGGCUGCUUUGUGUGAUCGGGCCACUGAGCUCCUUGAGACGCCAGCAGCGUCGUCCCUGCAGCAGGGGCCAGCGCACGUGCGGCACGAGGCGCGGCCUGGACCAUCUGCUUCGUUGCCGUCCACAGCGGCAAGCCAGCUGUGCCCUGUACCGGAGGCGAAAGAUGAAUCCCAUCUGGCGCCACAGCUGGAGCAGCAGCCCAAGCAGCAGCCGACGGUUCACCAGGGCCAGCAGCCCGAACAACUGCUGGAUUUAGUGCUUCCGGCCACGGCACCCGAGACGGUGCUGUCCGUGACGCCCCCGCAACAGCAGAUCCUGUUGUUGCCUGAAUUGCAGCAGGGGUGUCAGGAGCCCCAGCAACUGCCACCCCAGCAGCAGCAGCAGCAGCAGCAGCAGCAGCAGCAGCAGCAGCAGCCGCAGCAGGAGCAGCAGGAGCAGCAGACGCAGCAGAAGCAGCAGGAGCAGCAGGAGCAGCAGGAGCAGCAGGAGCAGCAGGAGCAGCAGGAGCAGCAGGAGAAGCAGGAGCAGCAGGAGCAGCAGGAGCAGCAGGAGCAGCAGGAGCAGCAGAGGGGCCAAGAAGAAGCACCACAUUCACGCAAAAGCGACGUAGCAGGGGCGUGCACAGCAGCUCGUGUGACUGCUAGCGGGGGUGACGUGCUGACCUGGCGCGGCGACGACCCUGGCGAUGCAGCAGCAGCAGCAGCAGCAGCAGCAGAAGCAGAAGCAGCAGCAGCAGCAGCAGCAGCAGCAGCAGCAGAGCAGAAGCAGAAGCAGAAGCAGAAGCAGAAGCAGAAGCAGAAGCAGAAGCAGAAGCAGCCGCAGCAGAAGCAAAAACAGAAGCAGAAGCAGCAGCAGCAGCAGCAACAGCAGCAGCAGCAGCAGCAGAAGCAGCAGCACCAGAAGCAGCAGAAGCAGCAGAAGCAGCAAAAGCAGCACCAGCACCAGCAGCAGCAGCAGCAGCAGCACCAGCAGCAGCAGCCAGUGUCAAUCCUGCAGAUACCACUACACCGCCGGCCACAGAGCCAAUAUCAGUGGACUGUGGCCUGCAGCGCCUGA
Messenger RNA from Monoraphidium neglectum, 2883 nucleotides. RefSeq lists its product as hypothetical. Lineage: Eukaryota; Viridiplantae; Chlorophyta; Chlorophyceae; Sphaeropleales; Selenastraceae. The transcript has 6 exons. Gene Ontology annotation, biological process: mitotic spindle assembly checkpoint signaling. The record is from RefSeq and is a predicted model, not a curated record. Bases 1 to 2883 code for a protein of 960 amino acids.